Molecule: messenger RNA, 6989 nt
Organism: Falco peregrinus (peregrine falcon)
Lineage: Eukaryota; Metazoa; Chordata; Aves; Falconiformes; Falconidae
Gene: TRHR
Product: thyrotropin releasing hormone receptor
Exons: 3
Coding region: 549-1742 (397 amino acids)
Biological process (GO): phospholipase C-activating G protein-coupled receptor signaling pathway
Cellular component (GO): membrane
Molecular function (GO): thyrotropin-releasing hormone receptor activity
Source: RefSeq, a predicted model, not a curated record
AGUGUGAAGCAGAAAAUCUGUGGGGCUUUACAGAUCACUGUCCUUUCACCUCCUGCUGCUGUCUCCACCCUCGGUAUAUUGUGACUCCUCCUGGAAAGCGGUGAUGCUGAAGUCUGCCUGGACUGGAUCAGCUCAGUCCCAUGCAGUGCUUCAGCCAGCUGGCAGCGCGGGAGGGCUCUGCUUUCCUUGCUGCCGCCUCCUUCUCCUCCUCUGCAGGGGGGACAGCCCCAUCUCCACAUGCCGUGUUUCCAUGAAUGCCUCAAAGCGGCUAUGAGAAAACAGCUUUUUAACCUGUGCAAAUGAGCUGGAGUCUUAGAGGGAUUCGAAUUUGGUAAUCGAAUGCUGGUAAUUGUAUUUGCAAAGACUGAAAGACCAGGUGCUUUCAGGGGAGUGGAGGACGGUACAGGAAUGGGACUGUGACUACAUGGAGAAUGUGCUCUUGGGCUACGGCUCUCCCCACACUCUGCUCCACUCACCUUUUUCAGGGGACCAUGGAGAACAUGAGCUGAGACCAAGUGCUGGGCAGAAUCAGCAGUGGGCUGGUGAAGAUGGAGAAUGGCACAGGGGAUGAGCAGAACCAAACUGGGUUGCCACUAUCAAGCCAGGAGAUUGUUACAGCCGAAUACCAAGUGGUUACCAUCCUCUUGGUCCUCCUCAUCUGUGGACUGGGCAUCGUGGGCAACAUCAUGGUGGUUUUGGUGGUCCUCAGAACCAAACACAUGAGAACUCCCACUAACUGCUAUCUGGUGAGUCUGGCUGUGGCAGAUCUCAUGGUGCUUGUGGCUGCAGGACUACCCAAUAUCACAGAAAGCCUGUAUAGAUCCUGGGUGUAUGGCUAUGUGGGGUGUCUCUGCAUCACUUAUCUGCAAUACCUAGGGAUCAAUGCUUCUUCUUUUUCCAUCACUGCCUUCACCAUUGAGAGAUACAUAGCCAUCUGCCACCCAAUCAAAGCUCAAUUCCUGUGCACUUUUUCAAGAGCCAAAAAGAUCAUUAUUUUUGUCUGGGCUUUCACCUCUAUAUACUGUAUGCUCUGGUUUUUCUUACUAGACCUUAAUACAGUAGUCUACAAAGACACGACUGUUGUGUCCUGUGGCUACAGGGUGUCCAGGAGCUAUUACUCUCCUAUCUACAUGAUGGACUUUGGUAUAUUUUAUGUUGUGCCAAUGGUAUUGGCAACUGUCCUCUAUGGCCUAAUUGCUAGAAUACUCUUCCUGAACCCCAUCCCUUCGGACCCAAAAGAAAACUCUAAGACGUGGAGGAAUGACGUGGCUCACCAAAGCAAGCCUGUGAAUCCCAAGAUGACUAACAGGAGUUUCAAUAGCACUAUUGCUUCUCGAAGGCAGGUUACCAAGAUGCUGGCUAUCGUGGUGGUCCUAUUUGCAUUUCUAUGGAUGCCCUACCGCACAUUGGUGGUGGUCAAUUCCUUUCUCUCCAGCCCCUUCCAAGAAAACUGGUUCCUGCUAUUUUGCAGAAUCUGUAUUUAUUUGAAUAGUGCCAUCAAUCCUGUAAUAUACAAUCUGAUGUCCCAGAAAUUCAGAGCAGCCUUCAGGAAACUCUGCAAUUGCCAGCAGAAAGGGGAGAAGAAACCGGCCAGUUACAGUGUGGCCCUCAGUUAUAACAUCGUCAAAGAGUCUGAUCACUUCAGCACUGAGCUGGAAGACAUUACUGUCACCAACACCUACCUGUCCUCUGCAAAGCUGUCCCUUGGUGAUACAUGUUUGUCAUCUGAGGUAACAGCUUGAGGCCCACCUUGUUCUGAGUACGCAACUGCAUAGAACCUUUGGAUGCUCUGUUCCCACCAACCUGUAUGAAAUGUGAAGGCAUUUCUGCUCACGGAAUUGCAUAUAUCCCUACACACCUCUCUGCAUCCUGCAAGAAAAUGCAGCCUCUUUGGGAGGGAAAAGAAUAUACUACUGAGUCUAACUGAACAAAGCACUUAACAUUAAGGAGGUGAGCUGGCUUCAGCAGAAUACCCAAAUCCUUCGUCUCAUGUACUGGCCAAAGAGUGGUCUGAGCUCUUAGAAAGAACAAGGCUGCCCAGGACGUCUCCACCUACCAGACGCAGAGCGGGGCAGUGGGUGAUGCUCCCAAUGAAGGUGAGGGGCAAGGAGAGACGCUGACCUCCUGCGUGGCUGCGCUGGGCAGCACCAGCAAGCCCUGUCUGACAGCAGCCAGAACUGCUGCUGAUUACAGUAAUUACCCGACAUUGACUCCCUCAUUACACAGCAGUGCAAAUCUAAUUGCAACAUCAUAACCUGCUUCAAUAGGCAGAUAUCUGAUGGCAAAGAGCAUGAAAUCUUUUUUUUUCCUUUUUUUUUUUUUUUGUUACCUUGAACAGCAUGAAAUAAGAAGACCAUUUAAUGAAUAUUAGUCAUUCAGGGAAUAAACAAAUUUAAAAGUCAGUAGGAAGUUUUUAAAAUAGUCUUACUUUUUCAACAAGCUAGUUUAUAGAUGUACCUCUUUAAAUGUAAGUCUCGGCUAAUACUGAAUCCUGUCGGAACUUGACAGGUAUUGGAUAGUACUGGACAGGCUUUUACUAGCUAAUUUUAUCUUGGUUCAAUAGCAAUCGUGUCUCAGACUGCUACAGGGGGCUUAUAGCUUCAGUAUCUAAAAUGCCUAGAGAAGAGAGGAAAAUUCAGUGAAAAAUGACACUUUUUUCAUUUUUCAUCUCAAAAGUUAUGCAUUAGAAUACCUCAGGACAUAAAAAGUGUUGUUGGAAGAGAUCACAAUGGCGUCUCACUUGCCAGCAUAGCCGCUUGCACGCUCUUCCUGCAUGGGCCAGUGACAAGCAGUCUGAGGCCAUGAUCUCCUUGAUGUAGCUGCAGUCAAAACAUAAAGUACCACUUUGGCUUUUCUCUAGACCACCUUGUGUUCUUGCUAGAAUUGUAUUUUCCUGUUCCUGUGCAACACUAACAGAAACUCAGGAAGAUGCCUGCGUAUUCUUGUUUGUUAUCAAUAUGUUGCACAUCCUUUGUACAUGACAUUUAAAAAGCUGCAAAAACCGUAAUUGUUCUAGUAAAAAACCUGUCCAGUGUGGGAUGAAAGAGGUAGCCUCACUAGCAUUGUAAGGCUUCCCCGUCUGGUUUUCCCUUACAUAUACAGCUGCUUCCCUGAUUCAGACCACUUUCACUUACAAUCAUCCAUAUUUGAAAACUUGGAGAGAAUUAAAAAUACCCCGAUAGGCCUCAGAUUUAAAUUUCUAUGUGAACCCAUGUCUGCUGCACCCAAAAGCCUUCAUUCAACGUUCUCUGGAUGGCAAGGAGGAAGCAAACAUUCUGUAUCCUGCUCCAGCCGCAUGCUUGCUUUAGCUCCUGUUUUAACCUUGCAGAGCUCCACAAGUCCUUUCUAGCCUGGCAGGAUGAUGGCAGGGCAUGGAGGGGACCAACAGCAGCAAUUUUUUAAACCAGUGGUUACAGACAUGACAAACCUCCUCCAGAAAGACCUUUCUAUCUUCUAUUUCCAUCAGCACUUGCCUUCUCAUUUUGGCAAGCAGAAGGAGCAAGACCACAGGGGUAUCCUGCUUCUUGAGACCUUUUUCCCCCAAAUUAGGGGGAGUCAGUAUCAAACCCAGGCAGAACACCGUACCUGCGGGCAUUUCCAGGGGCAGGCUGUAUGCUGGAGCCUGCCCCACGGAGCACAGGAGCUGGCAGAGCUUUGGCUGGAGCAGAGCCAGCCGCUGAACCCAUGCAGGCUGUGUCACAUUUCCUAGAUCCUCUGCACUGGGGUUCUUACUUACUGGGGGACCUGAGGCCUGCUGGCUUGCCUGCCCAGGUGGCACAGGCUCAGGCAGUGGGGUCUGUUUCUGUGCAGAAGCUCCAUCACUGUGGGGCCUGUUUCUGUGCGGAUGCUCCAUCACCGUGGGGCCUGUUUCUCUGUGGAUGCUUCAUCACUGUGGGGUCUGUUUCUCUGUGGAUGCUCCAUCACCAUGGCGUCUGAACACCCACACAACUGGUAGGGGGAUGUCCAGACUCUUCUGUUUUUAAAAUAAUAAGGAAAAAAAUAAAUGGCAGGGUAAGUCACGUGUCAGCCAAGCAGGCAAAGCUGACCAGGGCUCAAGAGUCACAAGAGAAGAAUACCAAUGUUAUUCUAGAGUUAGUACCUGGCAAUCAUAUCUCUUAAGUACAGCACUAUGGCAGUGAUGUACACUUUGAACAAACCUUUCCUUUGUAGAACUUGACGUGAAAUUACAGAGUUCUAUGGCAUUUUACUGCUCACACAUGCUUAAAGCUGUGGUUUGCCACUAUAAGGGGAAGUCAAGGAGAAGUACCACAACCUGUGUAACGUUUCUUCCAAAGUAACUGUCACAGUAAAAUGAAGUUAUCUGGGAAAUCUUACACAGGCAUUUAUAUUUACUUAGCCAAGAGGCAUAUUCAAAGUAAAAGCAAGUUCCUGUAUCUGAUUGAGCAAAGCCCCUGUCUGCAGCCAGCCAGCACCGCUCACAGCUGAUCAAAGCAGAUCCCUGGGUCAGUGAUGGAGGGAGAGGGUGCAGAGGUGGCUGCUGGUGGGGCCAGCACGUGGAAAUCCUUUCGCUCUUCACACACUGUUAUUAGCUAGGCAUCUGCCCAGUGCUUUUGGAUCAGGACUCACCAUCCAGACUUUCCAAACAGGUGCCAGUACUAGGUCCUUUCCUUGCUUAAAAAGCAAGCAGACCUCCAGAACAAGCAGCAGGCAGAGAGAGGGCAUACCACGGAAAGCUGGUUAUACUGUUCGGCGCACAGCUGGCUGGGCUAAGAACUGAGCUAGGUAUUUGUGUAGAAACAGUAACACAGACUUACACUUUUAUCUUAACCUGUUUCAAAGUACAGACUGGAUUACAACUUUCAUAGACUGACAAUAUCAGUAGUAAAUUCUCACCUUCAUUUGUCUUUUUGCUCAAAAAGUAACCUUCUGCUUUCUUAGCCUUUUUUUUCAGAUGCUAAGGUGAAGCAUUUAAGCCCAUAUUCUUAGUGAGGUUUCAUCAGUGGCUAAAAUCUAUGUCAGUGAUUUUGUAUGCACCAUCACUUGGAAUAAGAAAUGAGAAGGAAUUAUUUCAUUCUAACACUUAUUUGUGCAAACAAAAAUGAUUAUGCAUGCAAAACUGUGUGCACAAAGGCAAUAUCUAAAAUUGCAGAUUUUAACUUAAGAUGUGAUUUUAACUCACAGUGUGCUGUGACUAUGUCUUUAUAGAUGUUGUUCAUUAAAUCCAUGCUAAUUUUAUAGUGGUUCCUUCAGCUAACACUAGGAAACUUUGCUAGAUAUCUUGCUAAUGUGAUUUUAGAUCUAUUUCUAUGUUUGCUUUUUGGUUUAUAAAAGCAAGCAACCUUUCUUCUUGUACCUGUAUGUUUUAGAUUAGAUAUGUGGGCAUGUAUUUAUUGAAAAAUGUGUUUGAUUUUAAAUUUAUUAAUGCUGACAAAUUUUUUUUGCUAGAAGUGAAAGUGACUGGAUGUCAACUACCGCAGCAAUGUAACUGUCUUUAUAUACUUAUUUUGUGGAUAACAAGUCCCUUUGCAACAUUUAGUUUGAAAGAAUUGUCUGAUUGGUAGCAAUAUUGAAACUCAUGUCUCUAUCAUCAUCUAAUGGUUUUGAUGUAAGAGAUUGCGUUCUUUUUGAAUUUUUAUUUGGAACUUUAUCCAGCAUGUAACAGAAGAGAUGCUGCUGUAACAUCUGGCUUUUGGAGCUACACUGCCUCUCCUGUGAAAUACUGAGAUGCUGGAAGUUCCAGUGCUGGUAAAUCGUGCGGCUGAGAAAGGUUAAGUAUAUUAUUGAAAACACACUUUAGCUCAAAUUAGUGCAUGAGCUCUUUGAGGUCAGAGUUAAGGAUAUAUCAAGCAGCUCCAAUGUAUUGUGAAGUGGGUUAUGAAGCUCCUGUGGAGGUGAAUGGCACAUGUCAAAUGAUAAAGCUCUCGCUAACUUCCCUUCAAAACCAAUUGUCCAGUAUCACAGACUGAAGGAUCCUACUCCAGGAGAUGCUGCCGUAGCUCCCCUAUGACACAGUGAAUGCUCAGAUCAGUCACUUGACCUUUGGAAGCAGACAAAUAUUUCUUGGCUGUUUUUUAAAAAGCUGUCCUAAAAAAAACCCCAGAUCUGAGCAUUGUUGCUGUGGAAAGAAACAUAUUCUUUCAAGAAUGUGCAAAGCUAAAUUGUUCUUUCAACAAUGCUGCACAUGCUUAUUUAUUUCUCCACUAUUAUAUGAAUUCUACUGUAUACAGUUGAGGUUUUGUUACAAAUUGCAGUGAAAUAUCAAAAUGAUCUUCCAGUAUUUUAUUAUGUCUUCUUCAGACAGAACUCUUUCUUUGCUGUUAUGUUCAAUAAGAGAUUGUUUUCUCCUGAUUCUUUCAUUACUACUGGGGUACAGUGAUACAGCAAAUGCCGGUGAAUUCAUUCAGCCAGAGUAGUUGGGAUCCCAGAAUUCCUUAAAGUGGGAGCUGAAUCCUGGAAAAUUGAUUUCACACAAACUAUUCAAGAGCAGCUGGUUUAGAAGGUGUUUAUUUUUCACCUACCCAAAGUAAUCCUGAUCUUAUUCUGUCACUGCAUGUGGUUUAUAAAUCACUUUAUUAAGAAGAUUGUGAAAUUGUUCAGAGAAAUGUACUGCUGAUAAAUGUAGUCCUUUUAAAAUUAAGAAUAAUUUUUGUUCAAAAGAAGCAUUUUGUAAUUAUUUCAUGCAUGCUACCGUGGAGAUUAAUUUCUGAUGGUCUUCUGUUGCUACUUUAAUAAAAUGUUAAGCAAGAUAAUUACACUGCAACUUUAAUUUUUUAACAACCACUUGAAUACAUACCUUUUGCCUUGCUGUCCAUGGCAAUGGACAGAUAAUGUAACAUCAUUAUCCUUUGUCAUCUGUAGGAGAAUGAGCAUCCUAAAAAAACAAGCUUUGUUUCCUGAAGGAAGAGCAGUUUGCCUGUAGUCUAGCAGUUGCAGUGCUUAAAUCGGAAGGGAUUCAUGUGGAUCCUUGUCCCUGCUACAAAAAUUAUUCAUGCAUUUUGCAUUGGACAGCAUUAAACAAAACAAAAAAC